UGUCAAUCCUUCCAACCCCUUCGACCCGCUCCCUUUCCAUCAGAUUCAACCCGAUCCUGACCCAGCACAGCUGUACCUGUCAUUGUUAAUGUCACUGUCACGCUUGCAUUGCGGCACUAACAAGACGACUUGUUGCACUCCCCACUGAAGCGUCUCGAGAAAUACAGUACAAGCUUUGCAAAGCUCGCUUCCCGUCUGGCCACUCCACACUUUGGUUUUGGAAUCGCAAAUCAGCGUGGCGAUCGAGUCGAAUCGAUCCACGGCUAACCAACGGACCAACUGAAGCAGCUGUCUGUUCAACUCUACUUUAUCAACAACUCUAACGUUGGCUCAUUGAGUUUCGAGGGUCAUACUAGGACAAUGACAAUGACAAUGACAUUGUGCGCACAAACUUCGAGUCACUGGGACGAGCUCCCCCAUGAGAUCCUCCUUCAGAUCUUGUGCUGUGAGUUGCACCCAGCUUACCUUGCCUUGCCUUAAUUCUUAUCCCUCAGUACCCCGCUAUCGCAUAAAUCAUACCUCCAUUACCGUUCCAUAAUCAAUUCCAAUUACUGACCACGUGUAUUUUUGCUUCAUCAGACCUUGAGCCUCAUCAAUUGCCCAAACUUCAACUUGUUUCGCGGAAUUUUAGAGAAGUUGUUCUUGAUGAUGAAUUGUGGAAACAUCACUGUUUUGAGCGCUCAUCAUGGUAUGCCUUUCUUCGAAAUCGCAGAAAGGUCUUUGCAUCUCUACCCGAGUCAUCCUUAAGUGAUGCCACAGAAGCUGAAGACGAAAAUGGUUCUCUACUGGACCAAUAUGAUUCAUGUCGAUUUGACAAACACCAUUAUCAAUUCCUUCAAGAUAUGGCAAACUGGGAUCCGGCAUUUCCUGACGAGCAUGUCUCGUGGUAUAACGAAUACAUCCAACGUCAGGGACCGCCGGCUAUCAACUGGCUUGAGACGCCACGCCUGAAACAAGGCAGUAUGGAGCAUUUCAUCGAGGUCAGAGGUAUGGCCUUAUUCAGCCCUAACAAUGGCGAUGAUGGCAUCGGCAGUUUGAUGGCCGUCUCACCACUCGACGACGGGUCUGUAUGUCUCUGGGACGUCAAUGGCACCAGGGGCAAGCGAGGGGGUAUUAUCGCGACCAGUAAACCGGACAUCCUAUUCAUCGACGGCCGCGGGGAUCAGAACACGAGGCGGUCCAAAAAGAUCGACACAGGUGUCACUGAAUGCGUCAGUGUUAAUAACAGCAACAACAGGGCUGUCUUUGCUGUGCAGAGUCAUCUCAUUGAAGUCGAUCUCAGCCGCCUUGAAGUUGUAAAUCGGCACUCUUUCGAAUGGUCAAUCACAACGUUGUCGCAGAUCCAGGAGGGUGUCCCAAUGACUGUUGGCACCUCAUUGGGUAUUCAUCUUCAAGACUUCAGGGCGCCAUCACAAUUCCAUGGAGAUGUCGUGGAGAGGCUAGAUAUCCCGGGGGAGGAGGACAAUCCUUUCAAGGGAAUCUUUGAUCCGAAUCCAUUGCCGCCGUACGCCUCAUUGUCUCAGCCAACGCCAACGAGCAUUCUACACCUACCAAGACCAGCCGGCGACAAUGCAGUGUCGGACGACAUUUACGUGGCGGGGAGAUUCUCCAAUAUUCUUCAUUACGAUAGGCGCCACUUCCCAAAGAUCGUGGGGUCCAUUUACUCGGGCUCAAGGUUGUCCAGUUUGGCGGCGCUGCCUUAUCCAUUCUCCACGUUGGACCACGAAGUACGACGUCGUGGAGAACUCACGGCUGAGAGAGUCCAUGAGUGCAAGACAGCCGGUAGCGGGAGAACUCUAGUCGCAGGCGGAGAGUACAAAACCAAAGGCUCGCUCGAGGUGUAUGGCCUGGACGCUGUCGACCUAUCAAGUGACGGCCCAAUGCAGCAGAACUCAACUAUGAAGAAUCGGUAUACUGCAGCUUCAUCCAUCAUCCUGUCGGUGAUCAACCACGGAACCAAGGUUGCAUUCUCAGAUGGGGCCGGGCAGAUUAAGUGGUUUGAAAGGGACGGAUAUACGGAGUGCCGUCGAAUCAAGGUUGGUCACAGUGACGUGCCCACUCAAGCAUCACUCUUCGCUUCCAUGCCAGGGUCCGACGAUCUCGCAAGGAAGAUCUUAUCCACCAAGACAAGGCAAGAUCGUGACCGACCAAACGAAGACAAUGUCAUCUUCUGGACGGGAGAUAAGCUUGGUAUGGUUAGUUUCACAGGAGAUACCUUGUUCACGCCCGACGAUUUCCAGGAAAAGAACAAGGAGGUCGCGGCAGAAGAGCGUCAGCGCCAGCAAUAUUCUCAAAGGAUGCGGGAAGCACUGGAGAAGCAGGCCGAUGAUGCUAGGUUUGUUCAAGGACUUGGGUUAUAAUGAAAAAGAGAGUGAUUGGAUCUGAGAAUGCGAUAAUGGGGAGGCUUUCGGCGACAUUGCGAAAUAUGGCGAGGAUCUGUCGAGCUACGAAUUUAGGAUGAAAAGGAGGCUCUAACAAAAGAAAUAAGUAAUCCCGGCACAUAGAAAAAUAACUCAAUCUCCAAACAGUUUUGACUGAGUGCCGCACGAUAUCACACAUCACGAGACACAGUGAUCGUCGGUGGAGAAAGGGUCUUUUGGGGUCGAAACGAUGGU
Messenger RNA from Fusarium odoratissimum NRRL 54006, 2615 nucleotides. RefSeq lists its product as uncharacterized. The transcript is spliced from 2 exons. NCBI's taxonomy places the organism in Eukaryota, Fungi, Ascomycota, Sordariomycetes, Hypocreales, Nectriaceae. Bases 843 to 2360 code for a protein of 505 amino acids. Gene Ontology annotation, biological process: protein polyubiquitination. Gene Ontology annotation, molecular function: protein binding. The record is from RefSeq and is a predicted model, not a curated record.